AAACGAUUCUAUUUGCUGAUAGGUGGAUGUAUUGUACUGUUUUCAGUAUACUACUAUGAGCAUUUAGAAACUGUGCCAAUCAGCGGACGUCGUAGAUUCAACGAUGUUUCGCCUGGAAUGGAAAGACUGAUUGGCAACCAGACUUAUGAAGCUGUCAUGCACGAAUAUCGACAUGCAAUAUUGCCUGCCUAUCAUCCUCAAAGUGUUUUUGUAAGAAGAAUUGCUGGUCGUCUUAUCAAAGCCAGUGGUCUUGCCAGUCCUGACUGGGAAGUGUUUGUGAUUAACGAUCCACAAACCAAUGCAUUUGUUCUGCCCAAUGGCAAGAUAUUUGUGUUUUCAGGUAUUAUUCCUAUUGCAAUGAACGAGGAUGGCAUUGCAACUAUUCUUGGUCAUGAGAUUGCACAUCAUGUAGCUCGUCAUUCAGCAGAGAAACUUGCAUGGGGAAAACUAUUGUUGAUUCCGCAGAUCCUCAUUACACUAUUUCUUGGACCCGACUAUGGGUCACUGUUUCGCGGCAUGAUUAUGGAACUCGCUAUUCUGCGACCGUUUUCAAGAAAAUGCGAGUCCGAGGCCGAUUAUAUUGGACUCCAGAUCAUGUCCAAAGCAUGCUAUAAUCCGAGUUCAGCCAUUCAACUUUGGCAGAGAAUGAGUGCAUCUCAAGUAGGUGCCAAUAUGCCUCAGUUUUUGAGCACGCAUCCUAGCGAUGAGUCCCGUAUAGACCAAAUUCAAAAAUGGCUGCCUGAAGCCAUGCAGACUUAUGUAGACUCUGGCUGCAACGAGGCAAGUCGACAUUUGUAUUGGUGA
Batrachochytrium dendrobatidis JAM81 is the source of this 804-nucleotide messenger RNA. RefSeq lists its product as uncharacterized. Gene Ontology annotation, cellular component: mitochondrial inner membrane. Gene Ontology annotation, biological process: protein quality control for misfolded or incompletely synthesized proteins; mitochondrial protein processing. Lineage: Eukaryota; Fungi; Chytridiomycota; Chytridiomycetes; Rhizophydiales. The record is from RefSeq and is a predicted model, not a curated record. Gene Ontology annotation, molecular function: metalloendopeptidase activity. The annotation marks the transcript as partial. The transcript is spliced from 5 exons.